UACUACUACGAUAACAAAUCUCAAACAUGCGAAUUUCUUGGAUAUCUGGGGUGCAGUGGCAACAGAAACAACUAUCGUUCUUAUUCUCUUGCAUAGAUGAAUGCAGACGGGCCAAUCUAUCACCAAAAGCUAUGGAAUUCUUAUGGCGUGCUAACUGCAGCACAGGCUACGAUCCAGCAAAGGACAAUGGCACAAUACACCGGUACUACUACAACAGUAGUUCAAAUGAAUGCGCUGGUGCACUGGUUAGAGAGGGUGAUAAGUAUUUUCCAGGAAGGAAUUUCUGCGAGCAAAAGUGCAAUGCAACUAGGAACCCCCUUCCACAGUGCACAGAGGCAAAAUAUAAUGGCACAGCACCGCCCGGAUGGACGUGUUCUGCUAAUGAAACGCUUCGUUAUACCAUCUGUACGAAUACUACAAAUUCUUCAUCUUGAAAACUACGAUUAAGAAGGCCAAGA
Rhipicephalus sanguineus (brown dog tick) is the source of this 458-nucleotide messenger RNA. RefSeq lists its product as uncharacterized. NCBI's taxonomy places the organism in Eukaryota, Metazoa, Arthropoda, Arachnida, Ixodida, Ixodidae. The record is from RefSeq and is a predicted model, not a curated record. The transcript has 4 exons. The coding region runs from base 97 to 447 and encodes 116 amino acids.